Messenger RNA from Glycine soja, 1854 nucleotides. RefSeq names its product lysosomal Pro-X carboxypeptidase-like. Gene Ontology annotation, biological process: proteolysis. Bases 126 to 1655 code for a protein of 509 amino acids. The transcript is spliced from 10 exons. NCBI's taxonomy places the organism in Eukaryota, Viridiplantae, Streptophyta, Magnoliopsida, Fabales, Fabaceae. Gene Ontology annotation, molecular function: serine-type exopeptidase activity; dipeptidyl-peptidase activity. The record is from RefSeq and is a predicted model, not a curated record.
UGUAGCCCAACCAAGUAGGCUUUAUUCUGCGGAAGCUCUGAAUUCCUGGGAUUCUCUCUUUUCAUUUUGUUUCCUCUUUUAAAUACACAUCUCAUUUGUAGCCACAGUUCAUUAGCAAAAAAAUAAUGGCAAUUGGCUUUCAGUUCAUAAUAAUCACACUCUUCUCUCUAUUUUCGGCUCCCUCACUCACUUUUGCUUUUGUCCCUAUCCUUCCCAGAUUUCCUUCUUCAGCAGUUAGUGCAGAGCUGAAGCAACGCUCUCAUUCUUCCCAAAAUGGGCUUUACAGAACAAAAUUCUUCACCCAAAUACUCGACCACUUCAAUUUUAAUCCCCAAAGCAAUCACACUUUUCAACAAAGGUAUCUCAUCAACGAUACCUUUUGGGGUGGUGCCAAGAACAAUGCUCCAAUCUUUGUCUACACUGGCAAUGAAGGGAACAUAGAAUGGUUCACGCAGAACACAGGCUUUAUGUUCGAAAAUGCUCCUUCUUUUCAAGCCCUUUUGGUUUUCAUCGAGCAUAGAUUUUAUGGAAAAUCAAUACCAUUUGGGGGAAACAAGACGGUUGCAUAUGCAAAUACUAGCACACUUGGGUAUUUGAGCUCAACACAGGCAUUAGCUGAUUAUGCUACUCUCAUCAUUGAUUUGAAGAAGAAUUUGUCAGCAACUGAUUCUCCUGUUGUGGUUUUCGGAGGAUCCUAUGGAGGAAUGUUGGCUGCUUGGUUCAGGAUGAAGUAUCCACACGUUGCAAUUGGAGCUCUAGCAUCCUCAGCUCCAAUUCUCCAUUUCAUGGGUUUGGUUUCGCCAGAUAUCUUCAACAACAUCAUCACACAAGACUUCAGGAGCGAGAGUGAGAAUUGUUACAAAGUGAUAAAAGGGUCUUGGGAUCUGAUAGACGACACGGCCAAUAAACCCGGAGGAAUGGAACUGCUGCGGAAAACAUUCAGAAUAUGCAAGAGCGAUGAUUUUGGGCCUGGUUCUUUGGAAGGUUGGCUUCGGGCGGCGUGGAUUUAUACAGCCAUGACAGAUUACCCGACACCAUCCAAUUUCCUGAAUCCCUUGCCAGCAUAUCCGGUGAAAAAGAUGUGCGAGGCCAUUGACAGCUCAGUAACGGGAAAUAAUAGAUUAGCCAAGUUGCAUGCAGCAGCCAGUGUCUACUACAACUAUACAGGCAAAGCAAGAUGUUUCGAUUUGGAUGACAAUUCUGAUCCUCAUGAUCUUGGAGGAUGGCAAUGGCAGGCUUGUACGGAGAUGAUAAUGCCCGUAGGUGGAAGCAACAAGGAGAGCAUAUUUCCAGAAUAUGAGUGGUCAUACGAAGCCAGAGCCUCUUGGUGUGACUUUUUCUACAACGUACAGCCAAGACCACACUGGAUUACAACUGAGUUUGGCGGCCAUGCUAUAGAGAGAGUUCUGAAAAGGUCUGCCAGCAACAUUAUAUUUUUUAAUGGUUUAAGAGAUCCUUGGAGUGGUGGAGGGGUGUUGAAGACUAUAUCAAAAACAUUAGUUGCUAUAGUUGCAAAAAAAGGAGCUCAUCAUGUAGACUUAAGGUUCUCAAGUAAGGAAGAUCCACAGUGGCUUAAAGAUGUAAGGAAACUAGAGGUAAAUAUCAUAGCAAGUUGGAUCUCACAAUACCAUCAAGACCUACAAUCCAAUAGCUAAAGGGGUUGCUCUCAUUUUUUGGGCAUCUUUGGAGGCACUACAAUUGUUGUUAUUGUCAAAUGAAACUAAUAUAAAUUAUAUAAUGGAUACUGAGAAUAAAAAAAACAUAUAAGUGCUGGUUAGUCAUAACAAUCUUGCUCAUUUGAUAAAACUGUUUCAGUUUUAAAAUAAAGGUUGCUAAAUAUUCUCAAUACGAAAA